Cuscuta epithymum is the source of this 690-nucleotide messenger RNA. NCBI's taxonomy places the organism in Eukaryota, Viridiplantae, Streptophyta, Magnoliopsida, Solanales, Convolvulaceae. The record is from the annotation of a GenBank genome assembly.
CACCCCUUUACCCCCUUCCCUCAUCUCUCCUCUAUCCCCACCUUUUCUAUACGCCCUUUCUCUCCUGUCUCCCCCCUCCCAUCUUCUACGACGUUCUUCUCCCUCCCCUCUUCCCCAUUUUUCUCCUCCAAACCCAAGCUCAAACUAUGCAGACGGAAGAGUGAAGACUGUUGAUCUAAUUCAUUUUUUUACAACGAGCAGCAAGGUUUUCAAUGAGUUAAAUGCAAACAAAGAAACUGAACCUCCAACGGGAAAAUUAUCUGAAAGAGGUAGGGUGAUGACAUGUUCAAUUUGUAAACAAAAGGGUCAUAACAAGACAAUUUGUCCAACUCUUGGUCAAUCUGUUAGGGCUGGAGGACAUGGCAAAGGUGGAAGAGGUGGAAGGGGUGACCGAGGUGGAAGAGGUACAACAAGCAUCAGCUAUACAACAAGAGAUGAAGAAUUAGUAGAAUAAAUUAAUUAAGUAGCCUACUAGCUGUUAAAAAUAAUUAUGUACUAUGUGUAAGAAGAACAAGAUGGAUACUUUGACAUGCUUGUAGUUCUUUAUCUUGGAAGGGAUGUUUUGCUUUUUUUGGAAGAAAUGUUUUGUCAUUUUGGAAUGGCUGUUUUGUUAUUUUCUGCUCAUUAGUUAAGAGCUGAAUAUUUUUAUGUAAAAAGGCUCAUUAAUUUAUUAUUUCGGAUGGUUUGAGC